Ustilaginoidea virens is the source of this 1653-nucleotide messenger RNA. RefSeq lists its product as uncharacterized. The coding region runs from base 1 to 1653 and encodes 550 amino acids. The record is from RefSeq and is a predicted model, not a curated record. Lineage: Eukaryota; Fungi; Ascomycota; Sordariomycetes; Hypocreales; Clavicipitaceae. The transcript has 4 exons.
AUGAUGCUCAGGUCUGUGACCUUGUCCGCUAGCCUCAUCGCAGGCGCCAACGCGUUUUGGCGCAUGGAAUGUCCGGGUCGAGUUGGUCUUACUCGAUUGGAUCCAAUUGUCAACCCAAACUCGGUUUCUCCACACGUCCACGCUAUCCAUGGAUCUUCUGGUUUCUCUGACAAUUCAAACACACUUGACCUGCUCGAAGGUGAUUGCACAUCAUGUCGUGUGACGCAAGACAAAUCGAGCUACUGGACACCGGCGUUAUACUUUCAAGAUAACACUACUGGCAACGUCGAGCUGGUUCCUCAAGUUGGCGGCAUGCUUGCAUACUAUUUGCUAUAUGGAAAUAACGUCACCGCUUUCCCCCAAGGAUUUCGAAUGAUUUCUGGAAGUAAUGACAGACGAUCCUACACCGCUGGUGACCCAAGUCAGCCUGAUCCACCAAAGUCGCAAUGGGCAAGCCUUGGCCAGACCACGCAAAGUAUUUUGGCGGAGCGUGCUGUGGGCUUCAACUGCCUCAACUACGCCAGGAACCCCGAGGGCACUUUGUAUCGCCACUUUCUCCCGGAACAGACUUACCUUGACGCGAACUGCGCAGAUGGCCUGCGCUUGGAGCUCAUGUUUCCUUCCUGCUGGAAUGGCAAGGACCUGGACAGCAAGAAUCACAAAGACCACCUUGCCUUUCCCGAUCUCGUCAUGACCGGAAAUUGUCCUGACGGAUAUCCUGUCCGCUUGCCUAGUAUGCUCUACGAAGUCAUCUGGAACACUGCCGCUUACAAGGGCCGAAAUGGUCGCUUCGUCCUGUCCAAUGGUGAUACGACUGGCUAUAGCUACCAUGGCGAUUUCGUCACUGGAUGGGAUACCCCUUUCCUCCAGCGAGCUAUCGACACCUGCACCAACCCAUCUGGCCGCAUUGAAGAUUGCCCACUAUUCAACGUUGUUGACCAGGAAACAGCCACCUCUUGCAAAUUGAAGCCGUCUCUUCCUCAGCUUCUAUUCGGCGAGGACGUCAUUGGACCCAUGGCUAAGCUGCCUGGAGGUAUUCCUGUUGGUGGUAUGGCGCAGGCGCCUGCCCCAAGCUCAUCAACACAGGCUGCGCCUGUUCCAAUUCUUACCUAUCGCCCUGGUAGUACGCCAUCGGCUCCCGCUUCGCCUCUUCCUGGGGAUGUCUUCAAGGAGAAGAUUGAUACGUCGUCUGCUGCUGCUGCUGAAAAACAGCCUAGCAGCUCUUCUGUUGCCACGUCUUCUGUCACGACUUCUUCUGCCACGACUUCUGCUGCCAGCUCUUCUGUUCCCACGUCUUCUGUUACGACUUCUUCUGCCACCACUUCUGCUGCCAGCUCUUCUGCUACUACUUCUUCUACCACCUCUUCUACAACCAUUUCUUCCGUCACCACCUCCUUUGUUACCGCCUCCUCCGUCGGAGCUCCGAGCGUUAAUCCAACGACCACUACGCCGCCCUCCUCGGCGACGCCAUCCUAUUACAGCACCCAGUAUAUUACCGAUGGAAAUGUUGUCACGGAGAUUCUUUGGGAGGAGUCAUAUGUCACGGUAAUCUAUACUGGCGGCUCACCCGCUGCUACAGCUGCGCAUCCUGCACGGCGCAAGCUUCGACGGCGUGCCGCCCGUCACGGCCAUCUUCACGGAAAAUUUCGAUGA